Messenger RNA from Schistosoma intercalatum, 2019 nucleotides. Lineage: Eukaryota; Metazoa; Platyhelminthes; Trematoda; Strigeidida; Schistosomatidae. The record is from the annotation of a GenBank genome assembly.
AUGGAACAGUCGUCUGGGACACCGAACCUCAUCGUUAACGAAACUUUAAACACUGAUAUGAUCAACAACGAACAAAAACAUGGACAUAACAGUAUCCAACCAAAGGAUAUUCAUAUAUCAAGUACUUCAGUAUCUGUACAUCAUCGUCGCAAGCGGUCUCAUAUAUCAUCAUUAUCGGGGCCUGUGCAUGCAGUUAAUCAUAUAGAAGCACCCACAUAUGGAGAAUAUGAAUUUCCAUCGUUAAAAGAUCACGUUGACAUUGUAGAGUCGGCAGACGAGGAAAAUGUACUUCUUAGUUGCAAUCCUGAACAUUUUCUGCGUAGUGAUUCAACUUUUGGUGAAAAAUCCGUCGAUUCGCUAAAGCUCGCUAAACUCGAUCCGGAAUUCCGUGACUUAAUCUCACGUUAUGUCUGCUCGGAAUAUGUAGUUCAUUGUCUUGAACUGGCAGGCUUUUGUACACCGUAUGUUGUCGCCCGACUAGAUGAUCAUCAGUUACAGAGGCUUGAGACGUUUGUUGGACAUGCUUGUUCGAUUAUGAAGUCAAUUACCUUACGAGAGCAUUUCGUAGGGCCCAUUUUUGCAAAUGAUCCAUUAAAGUUUAAACUACCCUCAGGUGCUGCUUGUGGAAUUCUUUUGGCUGCACACGAAAUUCGUCGGAGGUAUCGUCGAUCUCAGUUAUCGAUAGAGGGUCAAAAUCCUAUUGAUGAGGAUUUCAUAGUUGUCCCAGACUCAUGUGAUCAGGGCUUCAGUGAUAUAGGUUGUCAAACAGAUUCUUCAUUGUCUCACUUAAUUUCUUCAACAUCUUCACCGCCUGUUACCUUGGCUGACCCAUUACCAAGCAACUUUGUGGAAAAUUUGGAUUCAACAUCUCCAACAUCGGUGGUAAAUUUGACGUCGAAAACCUACUUUUCAGAUUCCCCGAAUCCCUUACGCAGGUCAGAUCCAAGUGUUCCACCUUCUGACGGACCAGCAGUGAUCAUGGCCGCUGCUCUCCAAGCUGCCGCAGCUGCUGUGAGUGGAAAUGGAUACAAUAAUAUCACUUUGUUUUCUAAUUCUUUACCCGAUGAAAACAGUUUAACGACACUCUCUGGUUUAAGUAGCUGUAACUCUGGUGAUACAAAUCCUGUGCUUCAUCCAGGAACUAGCAUCUCUCCUGUUUCAUCACGUAAUACGAUUCCAGUGUCAAAUAUGCCUUCUGUCGCCAUCACAUCAAAUGCUAUACCAUCUCAUUCUAACUUUUUGAUCAGUUCCUCUCCAGUCGGAUACGGAAAUGGAUUAUUUGAGAAUGAAGGAGUCAAUUUGGAGCGCUUGAAACAGCAUUCUUCAGCUAGUGCAAUCAGGUUAGCAUCACGACAGUUUGUUAACGCUUACCUUAUGCGUGGUCGAGAUUUUGAUAUGGAAAUGGAAUUGUCAGUGACUCCUGAGGGUUUUAAACGUGUUACUGGUAUAUUUUAUUGUCAUCUCUGCAGAGAGAAACGUGAGCGCACAUCAGCCGUACGCUUUUCCAUAGCCCGCAACAGGUAUCCAGUUUUGAGUAAUGUAUUAUCGCACUUAAAAACACAUUUUCAUUAUCGGGGUCAAACGUUAUCAGGAUUGCAGGCUGCGGUCACCCAACAAACUCAGAACUUACUCAAGUCGGCUAAUGCGCUUAAUGAGUCUUUUAUUGGAGAAGGUUUAGGUCAGUCUCCAGGACCGUUCAACAGUUCGAGCUGUCGCACUGAUUUUACGGUACAACAUACAACUAAUUCAUCUAAUACAUCGCUUCUGCCCACAUCUAUUUCCCUUAACCAAUUUCAGUUACAAAUGAAACCUGAACCAGGAAACUGCACAUAUACUAUUGAAGCUGAGGGCAUUGAAGACUCUAGUUCUGUGCAUCAGAUUUUAGACAGUUUAUCUCCGCCAAAUAGAUUAAACUCACCGGAUACCAAAGGUUCGUCUCCCACUCGAGGUUUGGAACUCAAAGUCAUUAUCCCAUCGCGACCAAAUACAGAUAGCCAAUGUAAUACGCUAACUUCCUGA